AUGGCUAAAGACGCUCACAAAGAUCCAAUCGAAACCACGGUGGAUGGAGCUCCCGUCCACAAGGCCUACCCACUUCCAUCCACAGACGUCUAUGAAAAGAUUCCGCAUGCUGGAAUUCCACGUGCCAAUCUCGCUCCUUCUGCUGAGCACCCGAAUGGAUCUUCAGACAUACACCACAAGAACUACUCUGUACUUCAACAACACAUUGCCUUCUUUGAUCCAGACAAUGAUGGAGUCGUAUACCCUUGGAACACAUACUCUGGAUUUCGAAGAAUGGGCUUCGUGAUGUCAUACUCCUUCUUGGCUAUGCUCUUCAUUCACUUGAAUAUGGCUUACCCUACUCAAACAUCUUGGAUUCCAAACCCAGCGCUACCUAUCUUCAUUGCCAAUAUUCACAAAGUGAAACAUGGAAGUGACACUGACAUUUACGACUCUGAAGGCCGAUUCCGACCAGACCAAUUCGAAGAAUUGUUCUCUCGAUUUGGUAAAACUCGCAAAGAUGCAUUGACUGCUACUGAAGUUCGUAUGAUGUUGUCUCACCAACGUCGUCCUUGGGAUAUCUUUGGCUGGAUUGCAUGCUUCCUCGAGUACUUCACCUUGUGGCUAUUGUGUGGUGAAGGUUCUGGUUUUGGGUCUGACAGCUACAUUACAAAGGAAAACAUCCGACGACAAUAUGACGGCACCCUCUUCUUCCAAAUGGAAGCCAAAGAAAACGCACGCAAGCAACAAAAGGUUGAACGUUCCGAAAAGGCCAAGAAAGCUACCACCAACACUGCCCAUAAAAAAGUGGUCGAACCUGUUCAACAUAUGGUUGGCAAGGAAGAAUAG
Messenger RNA from Synchytrium microbalum, 828 nucleotides. Its product is annotated as plant seed peroxygenase. The coding region runs from base 1 to 828 and encodes 275 amino acids. The transcript is spliced from 9 exons. The record is from RefSeq and is a predicted model, not a curated record. Gene Ontology annotation, molecular function: calcium ion binding; monooxygenase activity. NCBI's taxonomy places the organism in Eukaryota, Fungi, Chytridiomycota, Chytridiomycetes, Synchytriales, Synchytriaceae.